UGGGCUAUCAAUUCUCACUUACUCACUACGCUUUUGUCCAUCGUUGUUUUCUUUCAUCUUACUCGAACGUUGAGCGGUCGUCAUUCUAUUCUACAUCGCGGGUCGACUAAUAAUUCUUCUUCCAACGUCGUAAAGACCAAUUUUGAAUCACAUCUAUUGUAUAGCUCUCGCUGUAAGAGUCACGAUGGAGAAGUAUACCGAUUCCAGCUCUUCGCAAGGCGACUCCGAAAACACCGCCUUUAUCACCACACAAUACCAGAGAGACGACAGGCAAAGAAGGAAGAGCUAUAUCUAUCUUACACUCUUCAACCUCUUCCUCUUCACACUAUCAAUGCUUUCAUUGAUCUGUUCGGUAAUGUCGCAAAAAGACUUCUCAGGUCAUUCAGCAGCGAAGUUGAUGGAUCAGUUCGACGUCUUUUCACCUGCGAAGCAUGUUGUCGAGUACAGUCAAACAAAGUUCGAGUUAGCGAACCCAUUGAAUUCCUCCAAGUACGUUGGCAUUACCGACGAUGUAGAGAAUGCAUGGAUGGACGUCGCAUACCUUCCCGAUCAGAUGGUUUCCAUGGAAGACUUCCCUAAGCUGCAAAAGCCCGCCGAUGCCCUUCAAGUCGUAGACCCGAAAACAGGCGAAACAGGAUACCGGGUUGGCCUGGAAGUCUUCCACCAACUUCACUGCCUCAACCUGCUCCGCAUGUCGACGUACCCAGAUUACUACCCCAAACUCUGGUGGAGCGACACGAACGACAAGCCUGAAAAGGUCAGGGCGCACCUCGAUCAUUGUAUCGAGAUCCUUCGUAUGAACCUCAUGUGCCUCUCGGACGUUAACGUCUUCACCUUCCACCCGCAAGAGGGUAAGAAGGGGUACUGGCCUGACUACGAGAGCAACCAUGUGUGCAGAAACUUUGAGAAGAUCAAAGAUUGGGCUAACGAUAACGCGAUGCCUGAUCUCGAUGUGUGAUCUUGUCGUCGUACAUAGUCCGGGUCGCGAUGUAUAUAGUCUAAUGAUAUUCGCGAUAUAAUUCCAUUGAACAAACGGAAGAGGCUCUCUGGCAUCUUUCUUCUCGC
Messenger RNA from Alternaria alternata, 1065 nucleotides. RefSeq lists its product as hypothetical. Lineage: Eukaryota; Fungi; Ascomycota; Dothideomycetes; Pleosporales; Pleosporaceae. Gene Ontology annotation, biological process: mycotoxin biosynthetic process. The coding region runs from base 185 to 958 and encodes 257 amino acids. The transcript is spliced from 4 exons. The record is from RefSeq and is a predicted model, not a curated record.